Prunus avium (sweet cherry) is the source of this 1261-nucleotide messenger RNA. RefSeq names its product beta-amyrin synthase-like. Gene Ontology annotation, biological process: triterpenoid biosynthetic process. The record is from RefSeq and is a predicted model, not a curated record. Lineage: Eukaryota; Viridiplantae; Streptophyta; Magnoliopsida; Rosales; Rosaceae. Gene Ontology annotation, cellular component: lipid droplet. Gene Ontology annotation, molecular function: beta-amyrin synthase activity.
AGCCAGAUGUGGGAUGCUAGUUUCGCCAUGCAAGCUUUGCUUGCUGCAAAUCUGAAUGAUGAACUUGGAUCUGUACUUAAGAAAGGACAUGACUUCCUUAAGAAAUCUCAGGUUAGGGAUAAUCCUUCUGGAGACUUUGUAGCCCAUUUUCGCCACAUUUCUAAAGGAGGAUGGACUUUCUCUGAUCAAGACCAUGGAUGGCAAGUUUCUGAUUGUACUGCAGAAGCUUUGAAGAAUUGCUUGUUGUUAUCGAUGCUGCCGCCACAACUCGUCGGUGAACAACUAGAACCUGAGCGUUUAUAUGAUGCUGUCAAUGUCGUACUUUCUCUGCAGGGUCCAAAUGGUGGUGUAUCAGCCUGGGAACCGGCAGGAGCUCCAAAAUGGUUGGAGUGGCUCAACCCUAUAGAAUUUAUGGGGGAUCUCGUCAUCGAAUAUGAGCACGUCGAGUGCACCUCAUCUUCAAUCCAGGCAUUAGCUUUGUUUAGGAAGUUAUACCCCACCCACAGAAGGAAACAGAUAGAUAAUUUCAUCACAACUGCUGCAGGGUUCAUUGAAGACAUACAAAGUCCUGAUGGGUCAUGGUAUGGAAACUGGGGAAUCUGCUUCAUGUAUGGAACAUGGUUUGCAAUCAGAGGGUUAGAGGCUGCUGGCAAGACUUACAAUAAUUGUGAGGCUAUACGCCGAGGUGUUGAAUUUUUACUCAAAACACAGAGAGAUGAUGGUGGAUGGGGAGAGAGCUACAUUUCUUGUACAAACAAGAUCUAUACACCUCUUGAAGGAGACCGAUCCAAUGUGGUGCAGACUGCAAUGGGAUUAAUGGGUUUAAUUCAUGGUGGACAGGCGGAGAGAGACCCUACUCCUAUUCACCAAGCUGCAAAGAUGUUGAUCAAUUCUCAAUUGGAAAAUGGCGAUUUCCCCCAGCAGGAAGUGAUGGGAGUUUUCAUGAGGAAUGUCAUGUUACACUACGCAGCAUACAGGAAUACUAUCCCAAUUUGGGCUCUUGCAGAAUACAGCAAUAUGGUUCGUGUAGUCGUGUAGAUUAAUCUACGUGUAUGUACGUAUAUACAAAGAGUGUUGUCUGCUUAACGCCAUUAAGUAAAGGAAGAAAACAGUUUAAAAGUUAAUGAGUUAUUUAUGCAGCCUAUUAAAGUACAAGGGGGUGAAUAUUCUCUUUAUAUUUGGUUUUGGAUAUCAGCUUUACUUUUAAGCAUGUAUUUUAAAUACUUUGUCAGAGUUGAUAAUAAAUUUUAUUAAUAAUAAA